GAUUGGGCGCUUCCUACUGUACGCUCCUCACUCUCAGGUCGCCUCAGCCUAAUGGCGGUCAAGCCAAACAACAAGCGAAAGGCACAGCCAUCUCAGGGUGCCUCCAAAAAGCGCAAGCUCUCCAAAGACACAGAGCAGAAGAAAUCGUCUGCGAAGUCCAAGGCGAAGGGCAAGGAGAAAGCAGCCGACAGAGACAUUAUCCCAAUUCCUGUCCAUGAAAACGACGCUGAGCUCUCGGAUGAGGACCUGGAUGCAUUCGAGGAGUACGGUGCAGCGUUGGGAUUCCUGAGCAAGUUGGACGAAAAGGGUAUAGCCAGGAGCAAGAAGGAGACAGAACGCUUGCGCCGCCUGCACAAACCCGUUCGUGUUGCUCCGAAGGACGACCUGCCAUCCGUCGACUCUCACGAUGAAGACGAAGACGAAGACGACUGGAGCUCUGGUUUUGGCGACGAUGCCGAGGAGGAAUACCUCUCUGAUGCUCCGUCAGACGCCAUGAUUUCAGAGGCCGGAGAGAGCUCGCCAUCGAGCGUCAGACAACCACGCAAAAGGCCCAAAGCCGACUCGGACGAAGAGGAAAUGUUAUAUGAGAGUUUGCCGCGAAAGCGCAGGCCAUCUUGGGAGCCUGAAGAAAAGACGGAGAAAGGCGUCGAAAGGUUGCCAAUCAAGCUCUCUGACGGACGAAUACAGAAGAGUAAUGCCAAGGUUGUGCUUGACGCGGAGGAGAUCGAAGGGAGCGAAGACGAAUCCGAAGAGGAUAGACCUAUGCCCGAAUGGAGAGUCGAGGAUGUGUCUACCGGUGCUCGAUUCGGGCGCCCAGCGGUAGUCGACGUCAUUAGCAAUAAGUCUCGCAAGGCUCGUAUACAAGGUGCAAAGGAGCAAAUAGCGGGCAUAUGCCAAGAAAUUGUUGCAGACCCAGAGACCAGCAUGGGCCUUCUGAGACGGUUGCAUACGUUCUCCCUACCCCAGAUCUCAACGCCCUCUCACCCUGAUCCCGUCCCAAACGACAUGGUCAUCCGCAAGAUGACCAUGCUCUCUCAGCUGGCCGUGUUCAAGGACAUCAUACCUGGCUAUCGUGUACGUGCGCUCACCGACAAAGAGAAGGAGGAGAAGGUCAGCCAGAUGGUUCAACGGACACGAGAUUGGGAGCAAGGGCUUGUCUCAGUGUAUCAGAGUUACCUCCGCGCGAUGGAGGCUGAAAUCAAAGCGAAAAGUGAACUCGCCGAGAUCGCGCUGCAGUCCAUGUGUUCCUUGCUCGUUGAGGUCACACACUUCAACUUCCGCGUCAAUCUGAUGAAUUGCGUGGUUGCGUACUUGAGUAGGAAGUCUUGGGACAAGAUGUCAGACCUGUGUCUCAAUUCACUGAUCAAGGUGUUCCGUGCGGACAAUACCGGCGAUGCCUCGCUGGAGAUUGUGCGCUUGCUGAAUCGCAUGAUCAAGGAACGCAAGUUCAACGUUCACCCGGAUGUCCUCUCGUGUUUGUUCCACCUCCGCUUAAAGACCGAACUUGGUGUACGGGCGUCAGAGACCAAGGUUGACAGGGAACAGCUUGGGAAAGGGCCGAGGAAGGGGAAAUACAAAAAGGCAGAGCAGCCUCAUCUCAGCAAGAAGGCCAAGAAGGCAUUCAAAGAGAAGAAGGAGAUUGCAAAGGAAAUGCGUGAGGCGGAAGCGGAGGUUGACAAAGAAGAGCGCGCAGCGAAGCAAACAGAGACGCUCAAAUUGCUCUUUGUUCUCUAUUUCAGGCUCCUGAAGAAUCCCACGCCGACACCUCUGCUUCCCGCGGCGCUUCAGGGGAUUUCCAAAUUCUCGCAUUUGGUCAACAUCGAUUUCUUCCGUGACCUGUUGCAAGUCCUCAAAGGGAUCAUGUCUCGAGAUCCGGACGGGACAGACGAGGACGCGAGGCGGACGGAUCAUGAUACGUCAGACAGCAGGAGCGCGCAGUACCAAUUGCUGUGCAUCGUCACCGCAUUCGAACUGCUGUCCGGGCAAGGUGAAGCACUCGACAUUGACUUGAGCGAGUUCGUCAAUCGCCUCUAUGCCAUCCUGCCCUCGCUCGGCCUCGCACAUGACGUCGAGACUGUACCCGAGGUUGCGUUCAAGUCGGACGUGCGUGUCUCCAAGCCAUCCACGACUGCUGACAUGCUGUUCCGUGCGCUGGACUUGGUGUUCGCCCCGCGGGCAUCCUCGUCCGCAGCCCCACCCUGGCGCGCAGCCGCAUUCGCCAAGCGGCUCCUCACCGCCGCCCUCCAGUGGCCACCCGCGACGGCCGGAAGGGCGAUCGAGCUGGUCAGGGCGCUCGUCGAGAGGGAUUCGAAGCUCGAGGCACUGUUGUCCACCGAGGAUCGGGGCGGCAACGGGGUGUAUCGCCCAGAUCUCGACGAUCCGCAACUGAGCAAUCCGUUCGGGACGACGUUCUGGGAAUUGCAUGUCCUCGCUCGUAGACACUGGGACGCGCGUGUGCGCGAUCAGGCCCAGAAAGUAUUGCAUAUGACGUCCUAGGCUACUUGUACGUACAGGUACUACCUGAGUCGGGAACC
Rhodofomes roseus is the source of this 2534-nucleotide messenger RNA. RefSeq names its product nucleolar complex-associated protein 3. Gene Ontology annotation, cellular component: nucleolus. Bases 52 to 2496 code for a protein of 814 amino acids. The record is from RefSeq and is a predicted model, not a curated record. The transcript has 8 exons. Gene Ontology annotation, molecular function: chromatin binding. Lineage: Eukaryota; Fungi; Basidiomycota; Agaricomycetes; Polyporales; Fomitopsidaceae. Gene Ontology annotation, biological process: DNA replication initiation.